AUGGCCGGCGCGAAGAAGAAGGCGAAGAAGGCGCCAGCGGCGUCCAAGGACGCCGACUGCGUGUACACGGUGGCCGUGCACGAGGGCAACGUGAGCGGUAUCACGGCGGCAUCCUGGGACAUCGGGCGCAUCGAAAUGCUCGGCAGCGACACGCUCGACGCCCUGGCCGAUCUCCUCUUCGCCCACAUGCUGCCCCGCGUGCGCGACCCGGAGGACUGCGACCGCGGGGCGCACAUGUGGAAGUUCGCGGCGUGCCGCCGCGAAUUCGUGCCCCAGGACCAGUUCGACGUGGUCCAUCCGCAACCUUUUGAAGCCGCGAAGCUGCCGACGGCGACGCCGCUGGCGGCGCUCCUCGCGCGCAAGCACCCGGUCGCCGUCGGCGGCGCCCCCUUUUCGUUCGAGUACGACUACGGCAGGUCGACGAGGCUCGCGCUGCGCGUCGCGUCCGCGCGGCCCCGCCCCCUCGCGUCGGCCGCGUUCUUGGCGGGCGCGGGCGGCAGGACGCGCGCGGCGGCGGCGCUGCGCGUCGUGCCGCCCGAGCCGUACCCGCGCCUCGCGCGCUUCGACGACGACGCGCUCCCGGCCGGCGCCGCCGGGCCGGGCCUCGACGCCGCCUACCCGCGGUACGCCUCGGCGUUCCUCGCGUCGCGCGCGGCGACGCUCGGGCUCAGCGCCAUGGUCGCGCGCGUCGACGACGGCACGUUCGCGACGCUCUCGGUCGGCGCCGGCGGCGACACGCUCUUCGCGCCGCUGGCGUUCGCGAGCGGCGACGAGUUCCUCGCGACCGCGGAGGCCGCGCUCGAGGCCGACGAGGCCGCGCGCGGCGAGCGCGACGAGGACGGCUACCCCACGCACUGCGGGCAGGCGACGAUGCUCUUCCCCUCCGCGCUGCCCGACGACGACUGCGAGGCGCGCUACGCCAAGGCCGCCGCGCGGGCGGACGACGACGACGACGACGGCGCCGGCGCCGACCUGGUCCGCCGCGGCGACGCGGCCGCGGACCGCGGCGUCUUCGCCGCCGCGUUCCCCGCGACGCACGCGCGACUCUUCGGCGGCGGGGCCUUCCGCUGGGUGAGCUACCGCGCGGGCGUGCUCCGCGUCGUCUGCGGCCGCGGCGGCGGCCGCGACGGCCGGUCGGAGCCCGACGACGGCCGCGUGCUCCGCGAGUGGCGCCGGCCCUUCGCCUCGCUCGACGACGUCUUCGCGUGCGUCGAGGCCUCCUGGGCCGGCGUCGGCGACGACGAGUACCCCGCGGCGCCGAGCGACCCGGAGCGGCCGACGCCGCGGCCGCUCGCCGGGCCGCCGCGCGUGCUCGCGGCCGGCGAGCCGCGGCCUCCGCCGCGCAACGACUGCUACCUGAGCGACGGGGGCGGAGAGCUCGCGCGGAGCGUCACGGCGCUGGCCCUGGGCGCGUCGUGCCUCUUCGUCGGCUCCGCGGACGGCGUCGUCCGAGUCUGGCGCCUCCCGGCCGCGGCCGGCGCCGCGCCGGCGGCCGAGGUCCGGGCCUUCGCGGCCGAGUCGGACGACGACGACGACGACGACGUCGACGACAGCGAGCUCCAGGUUCGGCGGGCGAGGAUCGGCGGCCUCGCGGUGGUGCACGCGCCGGACGGGUCGACGGGGCUCGUCGCCUGGGCGCGGCAGGGCGCGCUGAAGCGGUGGCGCGUCGCGCCGUCCGGAGCGCUCACGCCGAAGCGCGACGCCGUCGUCGACGUCAGGGCCUGGAACGACGACGGCCGCCCGCACGCCCCGAGCGUGAACUGCUGCGUCGUCGCGGCGCUCCGGCGCGGCCUCCAUCUCGUCGCGGGCCUCCACGCCUGCGCGGGCCACGGCGACGGGAACGUCGUCUGCUUCGACGCGCUCUCGGGCGCGCAGGUCGGCACGUGGCGCGGCCACGGCGCCCCGGUCUACGGCGUCGCGGUCGUGCCCGACGGCGUCGCGUCGGUGAGCAUGUCGUCGUCGGCCGAGACGCUCAUCCUCUGGUCCUUCAAGUCGGGGAAGAAGGGCAGGAGGCUCCGCGAGAUCGAGCUGGGGAACCACGCCUGGCGACGGGCGCUCCGCGCGGGGCGCGGGAUGCCGGGGCACGCCGUGCCCGAGCUCGCCCUCGACGAGCUCCACGAGGUCAACGGCGCGGCCGUCGUCGGCGGCGACCUCGUGCUCGUCGCCAACUUCGGCGACGUCCUGCGCGUCCUCGACGCGUCGACGCUCGCGACGAAGCGGACGCUCAACCUGGGCCUCCACGGCGGCGAGGGCGGCGAGGGGUUCACCGUCGCGGUCGCCGCAUCGGCGACGCGAUUCUGCGUCGCGAACGCGGACUGCCACCCGUGCUUCGACGACGACGUCGACGACAGCCGCCUGCCGACGCGGGCGACGGCGCUCGUCGUCGACGCCGCCGCGCUCGCGGCGGCGACCGCGGCGCCGCCGGACAAGGGCGAGGCGCGCGCGACGAAGUACGUCGACGACGACGAGGAGGACGAGGAGGACGAGGACGAGGACGACGACGAGGACGACGAGGACGACGAGGACGACGAGGACGAGAUGGUCUUCGGCUCCUCCGAGCGGCGCCGCCGCGACGAGGAGCACGACCGCCUCGGAAAGCACCGCCCCGACGUCGCGGGCCGCGUCCACUUGCCGCUCACCGCGCCCGCCGAGCGCGAGGGCGAGGAGCGGCCGCGCUCCACCGCGGGCUACGACCAUCUAUGCUGGCUGGAGCGCAGGAGAUCCGGCCUCAAGGGACCGAUCACGCUCGCGCUCGACGAUCGCGUCGCCGUGGCGGGCUACGUGGACGGCACCGUCGCCGUCGCCGACCUCCUCGACGCGGCGCCGGGCGGCGACGCGAGAGCCCACGCGGCCGUGAGCUUCCUCGCCAAGAACAUGUGGGACUCCGACCCGGUGCCUUCCAUGUCGCUCGACGACUUUGAAGAGGAGCGAGACGACAGUGGCGACCAGUGCGCCAUCUCCUAG
Aureococcus anophagefferens is the source of this 2964-nucleotide messenger RNA. RefSeq lists its product as hypothetical. Gene Ontology annotation, molecular function: protein binding. Bases 1 to 2964 code for a protein of 987 amino acids. The record is from RefSeq and is a predicted model, not a curated record. The transcript has a single exon. Lineage: Eukaryota; Pelagophyceae; Pelagomonadales; Pelagomonadaceae.